Pygocentrus nattereri (red-bellied piranha) is the source of this 3209-nucleotide messenger RNA. RefSeq names its product protein disulfide isomerase family A, member 8 (gene pdia8). NCBI's taxonomy places the organism in Eukaryota, Metazoa, Chordata, Actinopteri, Characiformes, Serrasalmidae. The transcript is spliced from 13 exons. Gene Ontology annotation, cellular component: cell surface; endoplasmic reticulum. The record is from RefSeq and is a predicted model, not a curated record. The coding region runs from base 151 to 1635 and encodes 494 amino acids. Gene Ontology annotation, biological process: protein folding; response to endoplasmic reticulum stress. Gene Ontology annotation, molecular function: protein disulfide isomerase activity.
CCAACGUGGAGGAACGGUCUGGGCCGGAGAGGUGGGGAGAGAGAGAGACAGAGAGAGAGAGAGAGAGAGAGAGAGAGAGAGAGAGAGAGCGCGGAGCGGAGGAGAUUCAUCUUUUCUUUCUUCUGUCCAUCCGGGGUUUAUCCCGCUCUCAUGGCUAAUUCGCUGUCCGCCGUUUUGUCCUGUGUGCUGUUCGUGUCUUUCUUCGGCCGCUCUGCGCACGCGCGCAGCGAUGUCGUCGAACUGCGAGACGCUGACUUCGACUAUGCGGCCGCCGAGCACGAGACCCUGCUGGUGAAGUUUUACGCGCCCUGGUGUGGCCACUGUAAGAAACUUGCUCCCGAGUUUGAAACUGCUGCCAAGCGACUGAAAGGAAUAGUAACUUUAGCCAAGGUGGACUGUACGACUAACACAGAGGUUUGUGGGCGUUUUGGGGUAAACGGAUACCCCACUCUCAAAAUCUUUAGGAACGGAGAGGAGUCAUCAUCAUAUGAUGGUCCACGUUCAGCAGAUGGAAUCGUGGAUUAUAUGAAGAAGCAGGCAGGCCCAGAUUCUGUGUCUCUACACAAUGAAAAAGACCUAGAGACCUUCAUCAACCACUUUGAUGCUAGUGUGGUUGGUGUGUUUGAGAGCAGUGAUAGCCCUCAGCUGGUGGAGUUUCUAAAAGGAGCCAAUCUGAUGAGGGACAAAUUCCGCUUUGCGCACACCACUGACCUCCAGCUGGGCCUCAGAUAUGACCUCCCAUCUGAGGGUGUGCUGUUGUUCAGGCCUCCCCGGCUGGCCAGCAUGUUUGAGGAGAGCGUGGUACCACACAGAGGCCCUUUCUCCGUCACUGCCCUGCGCCGCUUCAUCAGAGACAACAUUUAUGGAAUCUGCCCACACAUGACCAAAGAGAAUAACGAUCAGCUGCGGAAGAGGGACCUGCUGACGGCGUAUUAUGACCUGGAUUACCUGCACAACCCCAAAGGCUCCAACUACUGGAGAAACAGGGUGAUGAAGGUGGCAUCUCAGUACAGUUCUCGUGGCCUGCUCUUCUCUGUGGCUAAUCGGAAAGACUUUGAGGAUGAGCUGGAAGAAGACUAUGGGUUGGGAACAUCAGAAGGCAGCGAGGUUCCAUUUGUCACCAUCAGGAAUCGAGCAGGACACAAAUACAGCAUGCGCGAGGAGUUCACGCGAGAUGGAAAGUCUUUGGAGAGGUUUUUGGAGGAUUACUUUGCUGACAGAUUGAAACGUUAUAUCAAAUCUGAGCCUGUACCUGCAAACAACAAUGGACCAGUCAAGGUGGUUGUAGCAGAUACGUUUGAAGAAAUAGUGAAUGACCCAGAAAAAGAUGUGCUGAUUGAGUUUUAUGCCCCGUGGUGUGGCCACUGCAAGAAGCUAGAGCCCAAAUAUACAGAACUCGGACAGGAGCUUUCCGGUGAUCCCAGUAUCGUUAUUGCCAAGAUGGACGCCACUGCCAACGAUGUACCACUAGGCUAUGAUGUACAAGGCUUUCCCACAAUAUACUUUGUUCCUGCUGGGAGGAAAGAUGAACCAAAGCGAUAUGAGGGACCCCGUGAAGUGAAGGACUUUAUCAGCUUUUUGAAACGAGAAGCUACCAGCUCACUAGUGCUUAACGGAGUGAAAGAAGAACUGUGAAGUGCUAGGAAGGGGAGGAUGCUGGGAAAUGCAGUUCAUUACACAGGUUUCAUUUGUUUGGUUCUGCUGAAAUACAGGUCACUGGGGACCUCCAGAAACUCAGCCACACAUAUCAUUCAUUCGAAAAGAUCCCAUUGGAGUAGUGAUGUUUUCCAUUUCUUUUGACCUCUGAGAAUGAUCAGGGACCCUUUAUCGAUUCGUAAGGCUACAUAAAGCUGACAUAAACCUACACCAACGUUUAUAAAGACUCACUCCAACAAGGCUCAGUUGUCAUAAAGGCUGCCUUUGUCGAUUCUGGUGUCAUUAUAUCUACUGAGGCAACUGGUGGUUGUUGGAAUAAGCCUUUAUAAAUGUCUACAUAGUUUUGAAAAGGCUUAGCCUUAUGAACACUGCCCUUCAGUAAAGCUAUUGAAGAAUCAGUUCUUUCAGCAAGUCACCAGAACAAGCCCUGCAGAUGGACUAGCAGAGGUGCAUCAUUAAUUAUUUACCAGGGUCGUCAAAAAGCAAAAGCCAGUCUCCUCCGCUCUGAAGCUGUGACCUUUAUAUUCAUGUUAAAUACAUUAAAUUAUGUUAGAUACAUUUGAGAAAACUCUUCUCCUAGUUGAACUGUGGAGGGUCCUGGGGCCUUAAGCUGUGCACUACUGUUACAUGCGCUGAUGCUCUGUUUCGCCUUUUCUCCGUCUCUCUUACACCAUAUACUGCAUUCCUUUAUCUUCUCGUACUCCAUUAUUACUCCUGAUUGAUGCUCGUCCAUCAGUCGCGCUUUGAGGGAGCUCACUUGCACGUUCAGUUCUUUUUAUCCCAGGCUAACACUGUGUCAUUAUUGCUUAAAUCUGCUUUUCUCAUUAAAUUGACCAUGUUUAUCACCCCUGCCUGACCCUAAUAUUUUUACUGGUAAAUGCAUGGAUUGCUCAUUUUCAAGUAAUUGUAUGGGGUAAAAAAAUCCUUAUAAUUUUUGGCUUUUUUAGUGGGGAAAAUGUUGCUUUUUUCCAGUUUCAGGUUCCAUUUCUCAAAGGUGAAGGAGCUGGUGAGCUUUAUAUGUUGGAAACUUGGCCAUGAUUUUAUUGGACAUGGACAUUUGGUCUUGGACAUUUCGCUGCUGUUGGAACAAAACCUUAUAUCUCCAAAAUGGUAACUUUACAGGAGAAGGAAAAAGCAUGCAUUGCUUUUAAUGUAAGUCAAUGGAACCAGACGUUUUUCCAAUCGUUUUUGGUCAUUUCAUUUGGUCCAUUCAUCAUGAAUUUACAUACAAGGUGAAGGGCAACAGACAUUCAAAUUAUGUCAAAAAUUUUAAAAAAUGACAAAAAUGGAGAUACAAGGUUUUGUUCCGACAGCAGCAAUUUAUUUAUUAUUAUGUGGUUAUUUAGGGAUUUAUGAACCAGGACGGGCACAUUAACAAUGCCAUGGAGGGCCAAAGAACAGCACUGUUUACCAGGUUUCUGCUCCAGCCCGCUGUGAAAGGACUUGGUCUUCUAGCACCAGGAGAGAAUAACACUGCUUUGUUGUUUUCUUUUGCUUUGUUUGCCAUGUAAGUGUAACCAUAACCAUUAAACUGACUUUUAUAAUGGUUUAAA